Messenger RNA from Alternaria atra, 594 nucleotides. RefSeq lists its product as uncharacterized. NCBI's taxonomy places the organism in Eukaryota, Fungi, Ascomycota, Dothideomycetes, Pleosporales, Pleosporaceae. The record is from RefSeq and is a predicted model, not a curated record. The transcript has a single exon. Bases 1 to 594 code for a protein of 197 amino acids.
AUGUCGCCUUCGGUAUCCCUUCAAAAAGGCGACGUAUCAUACGCGGAGGCAGCUAAAGAUGCACAAAUACCCAAAGUCUCUUUCCCUGACCAAUUUGGCGAGUCGAGGACGAGUCCUUCGACUUCUACUCUCCAGCGACCUGACGGCAGCCCAUACAACACGAGGGUGUCGCAGACGCCGGACUAUGGUCGCAUAUGGACCCUUCUCGUGCACAUAUCUGGUGACAGCAAGGAGCAUGGCCAGCGAACCGUAUGCAAGUACCCUACGAUCCGACCCAACGCCGCUAUGUUCCAUUCGAGUUCGCAUGCGACUGAAGGUCUCAACGACGGAGCCAAUGGCCCUUCGAAUCCGUUCCAUUGCACUCUCCAGCCGAACACCGAGAGUCCUUCGUCUUACGCUAGUCUUCAUGAUACCGGAGAGGAUGGAAAGACUUUGGAGUGUAAUCGUACGCUUACAUUUGAUACCUUUGUCGAAGCGGCCCAAUUGGGCGACAACAACCCUUCGGAAACAGCCAAGCGGCGCCACCGCGAUCGAUUUCGAAGCUGGAUGAAGGCACGAGUGGAAGAACUACACUUGAUGAGGAAGUCUAGAUAG